CGUGCGCGUCCGCGCUCUGACGGCACUUGUCCCCUUAAAUGCCCGUGUAAGUCACCCUGGAGAUGUGCACUAACCUUGUAACUGCUGUGCACGGCGCGGAGCAGAGCAGGACGCGGCUCCUGGUUUUACGCACUGUUCCGGCUGUGCCACCUCACAUCGCUGUAGAAACACUGAAGAUUUCUCGAAGUCCUGAAAUCAACUCGUCUCUGACCGUGAACUCGUCUCCUCUGUGCGCCACGCACGUGUCCAUGCUGUCCCGCUCCUAGCGGCGCGACAAUGACCGUCCACGUCGAGGGGAUCGUGGCCAUCGCGCUUUUCUAUCUGCUCAUCCUCUUCGUGGGCAUCUGGGCGGCGUGGAAAAAUAAACACUCCGGGGUGGCGGAGGGCACAGACCGCAGCGAAACCAUCAUGGUCGGAGGGAGAGACAUUGGAUUGUUUGUCGGCGGAUUUACCAUGACAGCAACCUGGGUUGGAGGAGGCUACAUCAAUGGCACAGCUGAGAAUGUGUAUCGACCUGGUUAUGGCUUAGCUUGGGCACAGGCUCCCUUUGGAUAUGCUUUGAGUCUUGCUGUGGGUGGCCUCUUUUUUGCCAAAACCAUGCGUUCUCGAGGUUAUGUCACCAUGUUGGAUCCGUUCCAGCAGCUGUACGGGAAAAGAAUGGGUGGCUUGCUGUUCAUACCUGCACUCAUGGGUGAGAUCUUCUGGUCUGCUGCCAUCUUAUCAGCACUUGGUGCUACUCUGAGUGUCAUAGUGGACAUCAACAUGAAGAUGUCAGUGAUCAUCUCUGCACUCAUUGCAAUUUUUUACACUCUGGUUGGAGGUCUGUACUCUGUGGCCUACACGGACGUCGUGCAACUGUUUUGCAUCUUUGUGGGCCUGUGGAUCAGUGUACCAUUUGCUCUGAUGAACCCGGCGGUGUCUGACAUCUCUGUGACGGCAGUGAAACGAGUGCACCAGGCUCCCUGGAGAGGCAGUGUCCAAAAGAAUGACACCUGGCAAUGGAUUGAUAAUUUUUGCCUCCUGAUACUUGGAGGGGUUCCUUGGCAAGUGUAUUUCCAGAGAGUUCUGUCCGCCUCCUCGGCUACCUACGCACAGGUCCUGUCCUUCCUGGCUGCUUUCGGCUGUCUUGUCAUGGCUGUGCCGUCCGUUCUCAUCGGAGCCAUCGGGGCCUCCACAGACUGGAACCAGACCUCAUAUGGUGCCAUUUCCCCUGAAGACAAGUAUGAAGCAGACAAGAUUCUACCCAUAGUCCUCCAACACCUUUGUCCACCAUUUGUUUCAUUUUUUGGCUUGGGUGCGGUUUCAGCAGCAGUUAUGUCCUCUGCAGACUCGUCUAUCCUGUCAGCGAGCUCCAUGUUUGCGAGGAACAUCUACCAGCUGGCGUUUCGACAGUCGGCAUCAGACCGAGAGAUUGUGUGGGUGAUGCGUAUCACUAUCUUCGUGUUUGGUGGGCUCGCCACAGUGAUGGCGUUGGUAACUGGCACCGUUUAUGGCCUUUGGUACCUGAGUUCAGACUUGGUUUACGUCAUCAUCUUCCCCCAGUUGCUCAGUGUUCUCUUUGUCAAAGGCACUAACACGUAUGGCUCAGUGGCUGGCUACGGUUUUGGCUUGGUGUUGCGUAUUGGUGGAGGAGAGCCCUACCUGCAGCUGCCACCAUUCAUUUAUUACCCCGGCUGGACCACUGAACUGCGAGAGCACCAGAUAACUGGAGAAAUGGAGGAAGUUGUCAUCCAAAAAUUUCCUUUCAAGUCCGCCUCAAUGCUUGCCUCCUUUCUGGGAAAUGUUGCUUUUUCCUACCUAGCCAAGUACCUGUUUGAGAGCGGCAAGCUGUCACCCAAGUACGACUUUUUUGACGCAGUGGUCUCCAAGCACAGCAGAGAGAUUAUGGAUAAGACGACGCUUGUUAAUUGGGGCAACAACAUUGGACUAUCUGAGAUGGUGUCUGUCAAACCACGACUGAGCGUUACUUUGGCGGCAGCUUUUACGCGCCGCAACACGCUGCCUACAGAAACAGUUGAGGAAGAGGAGGAGGAGUCCAGCCCUGACUCCUCCCAUGAUAAUGACAAAUAACAAACUGUAAAUGUGGUGCAACAGGAGACUCCAGGACAACUUGUGACUCUGUAAGCUUGAGUAAUAAGACACUAGACGCCCUUAAAAUAUCGGGUAUUGCAAAGAGUUUGCGUCUGUCCAUCCAUCCAUAUGCCAGUCUUCAAAUUCACAGGGAACAUUCUUGAGACA
Molecule: messenger RNA, 2238 nt
Organism: Thalassophryne amazonica
Lineage: Eukaryota; Metazoa; Chordata; Actinopteri; Batrachoidiformes; Batrachoididae
Product: high-affinity choline transporter 1-like
Exons: 9
Coding region: 277-2070 (597 amino acids)
Biological process (GO): acetylcholine biosynthetic process; choline transport; transmembrane transport
Cellular component (GO): perikaryon; synapse; dendrite
Molecular function (GO): choline:sodium symporter activity
Source: RefSeq, a predicted model, not a curated record